Messenger RNA from Mesorhabditis spiculigera, 1224 nucleotides. Lineage: Eukaryota; Metazoa; Nematoda; Chromadorea; Rhabditida; Rhabditidae. The record is from the annotation of a GenBank genome assembly.
AUGCGCGCUGUCCGCGGUUUGGCUCUGCUGUGGUUGAUCAUCGGCGUCGUCGUGCCCGAAAACGUGGUCAUCACCCGCCACAACGUCGACCAGGUCCUCAAUUCGGCUACGGUCGUUUUCGUGGCAUUUGGGGCUGACUGGUGCCCAUUUUCGCGUCGUCUGAAGCCCGUCUGGGACGAGGCGGCCCGGGAAUUCAAGCACAAACACCCCGAGUUGAGCGCCGUCUUCGCGACGGUCGACGGGAUGAAGGAGCCGGAAAUUAUCAACAAAUACCUGGUGCACAAGUACCCGACGAUGCGCUACUUUAUCGCCGGCGCCAUGCACAGGGAGUACAGGCGGGGAGGCGCUCGCACGAGCCAAGCCCUCGUCGAGCACGUGCUCGCCAAGUUCGACCCGCCGAUGGAGACAUUUGACAGCCAGGAAACCCUGGACGUCGGCCUCGCCCAAAACAAGCGCAAUGUGAUCGUCUACUCGCACGACCGCGAUUCGUACAGCUUUGGGAAUGCAGUGAAACUGGCGAUGACGCUCGGAGGCUAUGAUUGCCGCUUUUGGGCGUCGGCCCCCGAUUUGCCGUAUCUGACCAAGCCCGGCCGAGAGGGCAGCCUCGUCUACUUCCAGGGCGCGAACCAGGAGCGCGAGGAGUAUCCCGGCACCUUGGACAAUUUUGGCCAUGCGAAGCAAUGGUUGAAAGAACGCUGCAUCCCGGCCGUUCGAGAGCUGACCUUCGAAAACGUGGAGGAGGUGACGGAGGAGAGGCUGCCUUUGAUCGUCCUUUUCCGCAAUCGGGCUGACACGAAAAAUACGGAACUGUUUAUUUCAGUGGUAGCCCGCGAGCUCGGUGAGGACCGGACGAUAAACCCGCUGCUGGCCGACGCCAAGGUUUUCUCGCAUCCGCUCCACAUGCUUCGGAAAAAUGAAAAGGAUCUCCCGGUGUUGGUGAUCGACUCGAUGGAGCACGUGUUCCUCUUCGACGACCCGAACACCAGCUGGGAUACGCCGGGCAGGCUCAAGCAGUUUGUGGACGACCUGAAAUCCGGAAAGCUGCACCGCGACUUUCACCAUCGUCACAAUUUCCCACCGAUCGGAGCACGAAAAAUCGAGGAGCAGCAGCAGCAGCAGCCCGAGAAGCCACCGGGGCCUGCGGCUGCACUUAAGCUGCCCGAUUCGGUGUUCAAGCCACUGAAGCCCAGUGAGAUGAGAUACACCCUGCUGAAGACGGAGCUC